AUGGGCUUCUGGGUCCCGGAAUCUCCUAAAGGUUGGGAGGCCUCGGCUUGGUCAGGACAUUGCCCCAUUGCCUCCCAUCGCUGUAGGAAUCCAGUCCCUUGCUUCGUGAAACACAGCAAGAGUUUCGUCGCAGAGUCUGUGAGCCCUCUGGCUCCUACAGUCCCCCAGGCCCGAACCAGCCCUUUGACUCCUCCAGUUCAAGGAGUUGGUACGACUGGAUACUUGAGCGAUUUUAUUAUUUUAAUUUUUUUUAGUUCUACUAGUUUAUUGCUACCAACCCCUUUCCCUCUACCCUCGUGCACACCUGCUCAGUCAUGUAACCCCAUGGACUGCAGCCUGCCAGGCUCCUUUGUCCAUGGACGUUUCCAUGCAAGAAUACUGGAGUGGGUUGCCAUUUCCUUCUCCAAGUGGGUUGCCAUUUUCUUCUCCAUACUUGAGCGAUUUAAAGAGCCUCCUGCAGUAACUGCAGCAGACGUUUCGGAAAGCCCUGAACUGGAUUAA
Molecule: messenger RNA, 501 nt
Organism: Rangifer tarandus platyrhynchus (Svalbard reindeer)
Lineage: Eukaryota; Metazoa; Chordata; Mammalia; Artiodactyla; Cervidae
Source: the annotation of a GenBank genome assembly